AUGGACUCACACUACGCCAUCAUUUCCAGGCUGCUGGUCCUCAUUCUGGCAAUCGCUGUCAGGCAGACAGCAGCAGUCAAUGCCAAGGCCUCCCACUACGAGGGGAACUUGUCCGGAGGCAACUGCAUGCUCACGUCCUACACGAUCCCGGCCGGCAUUUUUGGCACAGCCAUCUCGAACUCCAACUAUGACAGCUCGAGCAUGUGCGGCGUCUGCCUCACCGUCAAAGGUCCAAACGGGAGCAUGAAGGCCAUGGUCGUGGACAGCUGUCCUGACUGCACACCAAACAAGCUGGACCUAUUUUCGGAUGGCUUCAGAAGCAUCGGGGAUCUCAACGCGGGCAUCAUCGACGUCGACUGGGAAGUUACCUCCUGCGGGAUCACAGAGCCGCUCAAAGUACGAAACAAGGACGGCACAUCCAAGCACUGGUUCUCGAUGCAAGUUUACGACAGCAACCAGCAAGUCAAGUCGCUCGACGUCAGCACCGACGGCGGGGCGACCUGGCAACAGACUACGCGUCGCCCCUAUAACUUCUUUGAGAAGACCAGCGGCGGCGGCUUCGGUGCCGACUCGAUCACGGUUCGAGUCACAUGUGCAGGUGGUGGCCAGGUGACUAUAGAAAACGUCGGCGUCGCUGGCGGUUCCGGCUUCACAGCCUCGGGUAACUGCUAG
Messenger RNA from Pyricularia pennisetigena, 672 nucleotides. RefSeq lists its product as uncharacterized. The transcript is spliced from 3 exons. The record is from RefSeq and is a predicted model, not a curated record. The coding region runs from base 1 to 672 and encodes 223 amino acids. Lineage: Eukaryota; Fungi; Ascomycota; Sordariomycetes; Magnaporthales; Pyriculariaceae.